This is a messenger RNA of Strongylocentrotus purpuratus (purple sea urchin), 973 nucleotides long. RefSeq lists its product as uncharacterized. Lineage: Eukaryota; Metazoa; Echinodermata; Echinoidea; Camarodonta; Strongylocentrotidae. The coding region runs from base 16 to 468 and encodes 150 amino acids. The record is from RefSeq and is a predicted model, not a curated record. The transcript has 2 exons.
AAACGGACCAACAAAAUGUAUACCUCAUUACAGCAUAAUUACAUGUAUGUGAUUUUUGUUUGUGCUAAAGGUGAUGAUAGUGGUACCAGGAGAACACUAGGGGUUGUGAUAGGGGGUGUGAUAGUACCCAUUGUUCUCAUCGCAAUACUACUAAUUACUUUGGUGAUGUAUAGAAGGAUCAAACAAAGACGUUUAGAGACUGAACCAGCCGCGUCCCCACCAAACAAUGCACGUGAGACCUCAUCAAAGUAUGAGAACCCUGUAUUUGAUGACUCGAAGCAAGACCCCAAUACCUACGAAGACCCGAAUGCUGAUACCCAUGUCUACCAAGAUCUCAAUACAGAUACCCCAAACUACCAGAAUCUUACCGACCCCCAUACGUAUCAAGAUCUAAAGAAACCCAACACCGACGUUACCUAUCUAGAACCCAUAACAUCAGAUCCAGGAGACACUUACGAAGAAAUAUAGAGGGAGCUCUAGCGUGGCAGAGGCUUGGGUAUGGUGCCAGCAGGAUACAUGCUGGAUCAACAAUAAUGAACAUGUUAUGCAAUACACAGAGUUGGUAAUAUUUAUCAUGGUGCUCAUACUACCUUACUAUGUGCUCAUACUACGGUAGUACACUAUUUCAAUUGUUGCUUCCAAGAAUUAUAACGAAACUUAAACAGCUACUUUCAAAAUGUUAUAGAAACAGUAAAUAUCUUAUGUGGUUUUUAUAUCCUGGUACUUGGUUAGGUAAUCCCUUUGGCAGCUCACUCAGGAAGCUAUACUGGGAUGGUAGGUGAUCAUGAGGCGAGUAACUACAAUAUCACUUCUAGUUUGUAAACUAAGGGAUGAAAGGGUAAAUAUACAUCUAAAUCCGUCAAAGUAACUGUCAUUUACAAUGCAAAAAUGCCACUUUUCACUGAUUCAAUAUUUGUGUACAAUAAUCUUUUUUAUCUGUUUUUCACUUCAAGCUGUGUAACAUUUCUUAUCG